Molecule: messenger RNA, 1797 nt
Organism: Triticum dicoccoides
Lineage: Eukaryota; Viridiplantae; Streptophyta; Magnoliopsida; Poales; Poaceae
Product: enhanced ethylene response protein 5-like
Exons: 12
Coding region: 90-1616 (508 amino acids)
Biological process (GO): post-transcriptional tethering of RNA polymerase II gene DNA at nuclear periphery; poly(A)+ mRNA export from nucleus; transcription elongation by RNA polymerase II
Cellular component (GO): transcription export complex 2
Molecular function (GO): RNA binding; double-stranded DNA binding
Source: RefSeq, a predicted model, not a curated record
UUUGAAACUCUCGGAUUCAAAAAAAAAAAGAUUGCCGACCAAGGGUGCUGGACUCGCCACGAAGUCGCCAGAAGUGGCACGAAACCGUCAUGUGUGGACAUACUCUCUUGGGCACCCACCCUCCGAGUUGUUUUACCUCGUCGGAUAGGGGCGGAGAUGGCAGCAAUGAGCAAACCAAGCGAAACCUUACUCUGAUUUUAUCAGUUAAUCUCAACCAUCGAUUUCUCGCACUGGACGGCGAGGAUUGGCGAUCGUCACGAGCUUGCAUAAACCAGAACUACCCCAUCAGAUCGAACUCAUACUGGUUUCUUCCACCGUCGGUGACCUCCAAGCGACCAAGCCCAAACCCCAACACCCGCGCGGCUCCCGCCGCCGCCGCACCGGAGAUGGCGGCGUACCUGAGCAUGGGCGAGGCGCACCGCCGCAUCGCCGACUACCUCUCCCGCUUGGACGACGCUAUCUCUCAGUCCGACGGCGCCGACCUCGCGUCUCUCCUCGCCAUCUCCUCGGCGCCCGCCUCCACCCCGCUCUCCGACGCGCUCGCCGCUUUUCCGGAUUUUCCCCGCCUCGCCUCCGACCGCUUCCCCCACCUCUCCGACUUCCUCCCCCCGCUCCUCCGCGCCAUCCACUCCCACUCCCUCCGCCGCUUCGGGGACGCUUACUCCUCCUUCGAGAAGGCUGCUAGCGCGUUCCUGCAGGAGUUCCGGAACUGGGAGACUCCUUGGGCGAUGGAGGCGAUGCACAUGGUGGCGCUUGAGAUCAGGCUGCUAGCUGAGAAGGCAGACAGGGAGCUUGUGAUGAGCGGGAAGAACCCAGACAAGCUGCAGGCUGCUGGGUCCUUCCUGAUGAAGGUUUUUGGGGCACUUGCGGUUAAAGGACCUAAGCGCGUUGGGGCACUGUAUGUUACCUGCCAGCUGUUUAAAAUUUAUUUCAGGCUUGGUACUGUUAACCUUUGCCGUAGUGUCAUAAGGAGUAUCGAAACAGCUAGGAAUUUUGAUUUUGAAGAUUUUCCAGUGAAAGAUAAGGUCACUUAUAUGUAUUAUACAGGUCGCUUGGAGGUGUUUAAUGAGAAUUUUCUUGUUGCUGAUCAGAAACUAACUUAUGCUUUGAUGCAUUGUAAUCCUCAAAGCGAAUCAAAUUUGAGGAAAAUUUUGAAGUUCCUAAUCCCUGUAAAGCUGUCAAUUGGUGUAUUGCCAAGGAGGACCCUCCUGGAGAAGUACAAUCUGCUUGAGUAUGCAGAUAUUGUGACCUCACUUAGGAGAGGGGAUCUCAGGCUCCUUAAGCAAGCCCUUGAUAGACAUGAAGACCAGUUACUAAAAUGUGGUGUCUACCUUGUGUUGGAGAAACUUGAACUCCAGGUCUACCGAAGAUUAGUGAAGAAAAUCCAUAUCAUACAGAGGGAGAAGGAACCAUCGAAGGCGCAUCAAAUCAAGCUAGAUGUCUUGGUAAAGACUCUCCAAUGGCUUGGAAUCACCAUGGAUGUGGAUGAGGUGGAAUGCAUCAUGGCGUGCCUGAUAUACAAGAAUCUCAUAAAAGGAUACUUUGCCCACAAAAGCAAAGUUCUUGUCCUUAGCAAACAAGACCCCUUCCCAAAGUUGAACGGAAAGCCCGUUUAGUUCGUAGCGAUAUCUCAUAAGCUUGUACACCUAAUGAAAGUUUCUCUUAUCUUUGAUGUACGGAACAUGACAGGUUUAUGUAAAAUUACCGCGGCUCUGAUUGUAACAACAUUUGUAUUCUAGCUGCAAUGUUUGUAAACAUUUAUGGUUGGUAGCCUCCACUUAAACAGUGGUUUUCAUA